Messenger RNA from Arvicola amphibius (Eurasian water vole), 5102 nucleotides. RefSeq names its product misshapen like kinase 1 (gene Mink1). NCBI's taxonomy places the organism in Eukaryota, Metazoa, Chordata, Mammalia, Rodentia, Cricetidae. The transcript is spliced from 32 exons. Gene Ontology annotation, biological process: protein phosphorylation. The coding region runs from base 198 to 4367 and encodes 1389 amino acids. The record is from RefSeq and is a predicted model, not a curated record. Gene Ontology annotation, molecular function: ATP binding; protein kinase activity.
UGCCGGCGGCUCGGGUUGCAGGCGCGCAGGCGAGAGCGCCUGUCAGCCGCUGGGUCGGUCCUCCCGCUGGCCCUCCCUCUCCCCGGCCUUUGGGGCAGGCGCGGUGGAGCCCGCCCCCCGGGUCCCCCGAUGGGGGAGAAGCGGCGACGGCGGCAGCGAAGUGAGCGAGCCGGAGCGUGAGCGGCCCUGCGGCGGCCAUGGGCGACCCAGCCCCCGCCCGCAGCCUGGACGACAUCGACCUGUCGGCCCUGCGGGACCCUGCAGGAAUCUUUGAGCUGGUGGAGGUGGUUGGCAAUGGAACCUAUGGACAGGUGUACAAGGGUCGGCAUGUCAAGACUGGGCAGCUGGCUGCCAUUAAGGUCAUGGAUGUCACAGAGGAUGAGGAAGAAGAGAUCAAACAGGAAAUCAACAUGUUAAAGAAGUACUCUCACCAUCGUAAUAUUGCCACCUACUAUGGGGCCUUUAUCAAGAAGAGCCCUCCUGGGAACGAUGACCAGCUCUGGUUGGUGAUGGAGUUCUGUGGUGCUGGCUCGGUGACUGACCUGGUAAAGAACACGAAAGGGAAUGCACUGAAGGAGGAUUGCAUUGCCUACAUCUGCAGGGAGAUUCUCAGGGGUCUCGCUCAUCUCCAUGCCCACAAGGUGAUCCACCGAGACAUCAAGGGACAGAAUGUGCUGCUGACAGAGAAUGCUGAAGUCAAGCUAGUGGAUUUUGGGGUGAGUGCUCAGCUGGAUCGCACUGUGGGCAGGCGGAACACUUUCAUUGGGACCCCAUACUGGAUGGCCCCAGAAGUCAUUGCCUGCGAUGAGAACCCUGAUGCCACCUACGACUACAGGAGUGACAUUUGGUCUCUAGGAAUCACAGCCAUCGAAAUGGCAGAGGGAGCCCCCCCUCUAUGUGACAUGCACCCCAUGCGGGCUCUCUUCCUCAUCCCUCGGAACCCUCCCCCAAGACUCAAGUCAAAGAAAUGGUCUAAGAAGUUCACUGACUUUAUCGAUACGUGUCUCAUCAAGACUUACUUGAGCCGCCCACCAACUGAACAGUUACUCAAGUUUCCCUUCAUCCGAGACCAGCCCACAGAGCGGCAGGUCCGCAUCCAGCUCAAGGACCACAUUGACCGCUCCCGGAAGAAGCGGGGUGAGAAAGAGGAGACGGAAUAUGAGUACAGUGGCAGCGAGGAGGAGGACGACAGCCAUGGAGAGGAAGGCGAGCCGAGCUCCAUCAUGAAUGUGCCUGGGGAGUCCACACUCCGCCGAGAAUUCCUCCGACUCCAGCAGGAGAAUAAGAGCAACUCUGAGGCUUUAAAGCAGCAGCAGCAGCAGCAGUUGCAGCAGCAGCAGCAGCGAGACCCUGAGGCACACAUCAAACACCUGCUGCACCAGCGGCAGCGCCGCAUAGAGGAGCAGAAGGAAGAGCGGCGGCGUGUGGAGGAGCAACAGCGGCGAGAGCGGGAGCAGCGGAAGCUGCAGGAGAAGGAGCAGCAGCGGCGGUUGGAAGAUAUGCAGGCCCUGCGGCGAGAGGAGGAGAGGCGGCAGGCAGAGCGGGAACAGGAAUACAAGCGGAAGCAGCUAGAGGAGCAGCGGCAGUCGGAGCGGCUCCAGAGACAGCUGCAGCAGGAGCAUGCCUACCUCAAGUCCCUGCAGCAGCAGCAGCAACAACAACAGCUCCAGAAGCAGCAGCAGCAGCAGCAGCAACAGAUCCUGCCUGGGGACAGGAAGCCCCUGUAUCAUUAUGGUCGGGGCAUUAAUCCUGCUGACAAGCCAGCAUGGGCCCGAGAGGUGGAAGAGAGAGCAAGGAUGAAUAAGCAGCAGAACUCUCCCUUGGCCAAGACGAAGCCAAGCAGUACAGGGCCAGAGCCCCCCAUCUCCCAGGCCUCUCCUAGCCCCCCAGGACCUCUUUCCCAAACUCCUCCUAUGCAGAGGCCUGUGGAGCCUCAGGAAGGACCGCACAAGAGCCUGGUAGCACACCGGGUCCCACUGAAGCCAUAUGCAGCACCUGUACCCCGAUCCCAGUCCCUGCAGGACCAACCCACUCGAAACCUGGCUGCCUUCCCUGCCUCCCACGACCCUGACCCUGCUGCUGUCCCCACACCCACUGCCACGCCCAGUGCCCGAGGAGCUGUCAUCCGCCAGAAUUCAGACCCCACCUCGGAAGGGCCUGGCCCAAGCCCAAACCCCCCAUCCUGGGUCCGGCCUGAUAAUGAGGCUCCACCUAAGGUUCCUCAGAGAACCUCGUCUAUUGCCACUGCCCUUAACACCAGUGGGGCCGGAGGGUCCCGGCCAGCUCAGGCUGUCCGUGCCAGACCUCGCAGCAACUCCGCCUGGCAAAUCUAUCUACAGAGGCGGGCAGAGCGGGGCACCCCCACGCCUCCCGGGGCCCCAGCUCAGCCCCCUGGCCCGCCCAACGCCUCUAGUAACCCCGACCUCAGGAGGAGUGACCCUGGCUGGGAGCGCUCAGACAGUGUCCUCCCAGCCUCUCAUGGACACCUCCCUCAGGCUGGCUCACUGGAACGAAACCGAAACCGUGUGGGAGCCUCCACAAAACUGGACAGCUCACCAGUGCUCUCCCCUGGGAACAAAGCCAAGCCUGAAGACCACCGUUCAAGGCCAGGCCGGCCCGCAAGCUAUAAGCGAGCAAUUGGUGAGGUUAGUGAGAGGGGUUGUUGGGGAGCCCUCUCUGUUCCCUGUCUGCAGCUCCACUGGCAGCCCCCUAUGUAUUGCUUCUACCCAAGCCCCACUGCGUCCCCUCAUGCCAUUUCUUCCCUGCAGGAUUUUGUGUUGCUCAAAGAGCGGACCCUGGAUGAGGCCCCUAGGCCUCCCAAGAAGGCCAUGGACUAUUCCUCAUCCAGUGAGGAGGUGGAGAGCAGUGAAGAUGAGGAUGAGGAAGGCGAUGGGGAGCCGUCAGAGGGGAGCAGAGACACUCCCGGGGGCCGCAGUGACGGAGAUACGGACAGCGUCAGCACCAUGGUGGUUCAUGAUGUUGAGGAGAUAGCCGGGACCCAGCCCCCAUAUGGUGGAGGCACCAUGGUGGUCCAGCGUACUCCUGAAGAGGAACGAAGCCUGCUGCUUGCUGACAGCAAUGGCUACACAAACCUGCCCGAUGUGGUCCAGCCCAGCCACUCACCUACUGAGAACAGCAAAGGUCAAAGCCCUCCCACAAAGGAUGGAGGCAGUGAUUACCAGUCUCGUGGGUUGGUAAAGGCCCCUGGGAAGAGCUCUUUCACCAUGUUUGUCGACCUAGGGAUCUACCAGCCCGGAGGCAGUGGGGACACCAUCCCUAUCACAGCCCUAGUAGGUGGAGAGGGUGGUCGUCUUGACCAGCUGCAGUUCGAUGUGAGGAAAGGCUCUGUGGUCAACGUCAACCCCACCAACACCCGGGCUCAUAGUGAAACUCCCGAGAUUCGGAAGUACAAGAAGCGAUUCAAUUCGGAGAUCCUCUGUGCAGCCCUCUGGGGGGUCAACCUCCUGGUGGGCACAGAGAAUGGGCUGAUGCUGCUGGACCGGAGUGGACAGGGCAAAGUGUAUGGACUCAUUGGGCGGCGACGCUUCCAGCAAAUGGACGUGCUGGAGGGGCUCAACCUGCUCAUCACCAUCUCAGGGAAAAGGAACAAACUUCGGGUAUAUUACCUGUCCUGGCUGCGGAAUAAGAUUCUGCACAAUGACCCAGAGGUGGAGAAGAAGCAAGGGUGGACCACUGUGGGGGACAUGGAGGGCUGUGGCCACUAUCGUGUUGUGAAAUAUGAGCGUAUUAAGUUCCUGGUCAUUGCCCUGAAGAGCUCUGUGGAGGUGUAUGCCUGGGCUCCUAAACCCUACCACAAAUUUAUGGCCUUCAAGUCCUUUGCUGACCUCCCUCACCGCCCUCUGCUGGUGGACCUGACCGUAGAGGAGGGACAGCGACUCAAGGUCAUCUAUGGCUCCAGUGCUGGCUUCCAUGCUGUGGAUGUUGACUCUGGGAACAGUUAUGACAUCUACAUCCCUGUGCACAUCCAGAGCCAGAUCACGCCCCACGCCAUCAUCUUCCUCCCCAACACCGACGGCAUGGAGAUGCUGCUGUGCUAUGAAGACGAGGGUGUCUAUGUCAACACCUAUGGGCGGAUCAUCAAGGAUGUGGUGCUGCAGUGGGGAGAGAUGCCCACCUCUGUGGCCUACAUCUGCUCCAACCAGAUAAUGGGCUGGGGUGAGAAAGCCAUUGAGAUCCGCUCUGUGGAGACAGGCCACCUAGAUGGGGUCUUCAUGCACAAACGAGCCCAGAGGCUCAAGUUCCUGUGUGAGCGGAAUGAUAAGGUGUUUUUUGCCUCAGUCCGCUCUGGGGGAAGCAGCCAAGUUUACUUUAUGACUCUGAACCGUAACUGCAUCAUGAACUGGUGAUGAGGCCCUGGGCUGGGCUCCCCAUGGACCCAGCUCUCUCCCCACAGCCAGACCGCCCAGGCCGCCCAGCCCUGCUCCCCCUCUCCCUUUGGGCUUUUGCUUUUACUGGUUUGAUUCACUGGAGCCUGCUGGGAACGUGACCUCUGAUCCCUGAAGCUUUUGUGAUCACGUGACCAUCCUUUCUCCCAACAUGUUUUCAAAACUGUGCCUGUCCCCAACUUCUGGGGAAUGACACAGCUUCCCCUCACCAGGAAUUGAGUGGGACUUGCCCCUCCCCUUUUCUCCACUUAAGAGGAGAGUGCUUGGGGCUUGGACCCCCUUACCCCAUUGCUGCUGACUGAGCAGGGCCCUGUACCCCUUUAUUUGCACGCCAGGGGAGCCGGCUCCCCCCUUGAAUGUACCAGACUCUGGGGGGGGUCACUGGGCCCUGGGUUCUGGGGGGGAGGGUCACCAGCCACUCCAGGGGCAGGGACUAUGUCCUCAUUUUCUGAAAGCACUUUAAUGAUUUCCCCUCCCCCAGGUCCCAGGGAAUGGAGGAGGGACCCCAUAGCCAAAACAUUCCUCCUUCCCACCCUCCCCUCCCUUCAUGCCCCCUUGCUUGCAUCUGUAUAUAGUGUGAGCAGCAGGUAGCCCUUCCCCCUCCUGUAUCCUUUCUCAAUGUAGUGGCCUUGGAUACCCGUUUGUUAAUAAAGACGAUUCUACCAGCUCCCACCAUGUUGAGAGCCCAGCAUCUGA